Messenger RNA from Peronospora belbahrii, 1437 nucleotides. Lineage: Eukaryota; Oomycota; Peronosporomycetes; Peronosporales; Peronosporaceae. The record is from the annotation of a GenBank genome assembly.
AUGAUGGAAGCGCCCUGUGAUAUGUUUGUAUGCUAUAACGAGUGGGCGACCAAUAUGUUAAAGGUGCAGAUGACUACUGACUUUGUCUACGAGUAUGAGAAAGAGACGUAUAAUGUGGAACGAGGUGUCUAUUUAUCGGAAGAUAUCAUGCCACAUACAGAGAUAUUUAGUAUUCCAUUGGACGCGAUGCUGACGGUCAAGAGUCUGCAGACGAAUGAAGUGUUACAAAGGAUUGCGUUCUUUCAGCAGUUUAAUCCCGAGCAAGAGGACGAUCAACUUGCAAUUGCUUUACUCUAUGAGAAGUUUGUACUGGGAAGCAAAUCUAAAUGGUUCAAACAUAUUGAACUAUUACCUGAGACGUACCAUAACGUACUGUACUUUGAAGAGGAACAACUUCGGGCGUUAGAAGGCAGCAAUUUGUUUUAUAUUGCCCAGCAGAUGGAAAUGAAAGUAGCACAGGAUUAUGCAAGACUAAAAGAUUCCGUGUUGCUGGAUCUAUUUGAAAAUGUCACAGCAAGCGUCAAUAUCGAUCAGUUCGACGAGUUUUUUUCCUAUGACAACUACAAGUGGGCACUCUCGACGAUCUGGAGUCGCUUCGUAUCCUUACGUCUUCACGAAAAUUUAUUUUUGCUAAAGGAACACGCCGGAAUUACGGAAGAAAGCAGCACGCUGACGAUGAAAAGUAGCGGUGGCUUAACGACUAAGCAAUCAUUCAAGGCGAUGGUGCCCGUGUUUGACAUGUUGAACCACGACCCUGAAGCAGAGAUGUCCCACUUUUUCGAUACGGCGAGUCAACGAUUCAAGCUUGUAAGCCACCAACACUGGAAUGCGGGUGUUCAGAUGUUUAUUAAUUAUGGGCCUUUGUCGAAUCACAAAUUGCUGUCAUUGUAUGGCUUCGUGAUUAUUGGAAAUCAGUAUGACGCUGUGGAGAUGUGGCUGCCCAUGGACGAAGGGUCUACUAAGUUUUAUAAGGAAAAAGAACAAUUGCUUCGCUCAGGUGGACUGGAUCACGCCUCCAACGCAUUUGAACUUGUUGCAGACGAAAGCAACGACCUGCUGUUGAUUGCUGCUCGAAUCCAAGAGAUCAACUGCGAGACAACUGAGAAGCUUGAGGCACUAGCAGAUAGGGCGCUGAAUGGUGAGAUGGUGAGUUUAGAGAAUGAACAGGAGGCGCUGGCACGUCUGAUUUACACGCUUGAGAAGAUGCUGGAGGCUUUUCCAACUUCGAUCGAGGAAGACGACAAGUUGCUUGAGUUUUGGAAUAAUGACUUGGGUAAGCAAAGCGACAGCCUAAAUCACGAGUGGAUGGCUGUGGCUAUUCGCCGAUCAGAUAAACACAUUCUCACCGAAAACAUCAACAUGCUCAAAUGGAAACUGCUGGACAUUCUUCAAAAAGUUAAAUCUGGUCAGCGUGAAUGCACACCCGAUGUAAUGUAG